This is a messenger RNA of Lottia gigantea (owl limpet), 351 nucleotides long. RefSeq lists its product as hypothetical. The transcript has a single exon. NCBI's taxonomy places the organism in Eukaryota, Metazoa, Mollusca, Gastropoda, Lottiidae. The annotation marks the transcript as partial. The record is from RefSeq and is a predicted model, not a curated record. Gene Ontology annotation, molecular function: extracellular matrix structural constituent. Gene Ontology annotation, cellular component: basement membrane. Gene Ontology annotation, biological process: axon guidance.
GAAGAAAGUGCUCUGUUUCCAGUGGUGUUUAAUCUGGCAACACGUUCUAGAAUAACAUCCAAUGCUACAUGUGGAGAGAAUGAACCAGAAGUCUUCUGUAAAUUAGUGGAACAUGUCCGUAUAUUCCCUGCCGAGAACCGUCAUUGUGAUAUCUGUGAUAUAAGAGGUUCCAACAGGAAACAGUCUCAUCCUAUCACCAAUGCAAUUGAUGGUAGGAACUCCUGGUGGCAGAGCCCAACUAUUUCCAAUGGACGUCUGAUGAACUAUGUACAGAUUGAUCUAGAUUUAGGACAGGUAGUAAAUUGUAUUUUCUUCUUAAUUAUCAUUCUUGCUUACUUUUUACUAUUGUAA